Carica papaya (papaya) is the source of this 1580-nucleotide messenger RNA. NCBI's taxonomy places the organism in Eukaryota, Viridiplantae, Streptophyta, Magnoliopsida, Brassicales, Caricaceae. The record is from RefSeq and is a predicted model, not a curated record.
UGUUGCCAAACAAGACCUUUCAUACUCGAAUUGCCAAUAUACCACCACCAUCAACCCCUUUGCAGAGCAAAUUCAUAACACAAAUCCUCUGUAAAGGUAUAAAAUCCCAAAAAUUUAAUGUCUUUUAGUAAAACCCAGAAACCCAUCAAUGCCAAUUUGGAAGAUAAUCCAUUCGCCCACAGAAACUGUUUGUUAUUUUUCAGUUAUGAAUUUCGGAUUUUUCGGAGUCAGUUCCUUCUUCAAUAUCUUGAAUCAUGUUUUGGCUCUAUAAAUACCCUAGACGUAUUGUUGAACAAUCACAACAAACAUCAAACACCUGAUAGUGCGAGAGUACAGGCAUAUACCAGAAACUUCCGCUCGAAGACGAAGACAAAAUGGGUCGUUCUCGAGGGAAUUUCCGCUCCGACGAGGACCCAACCCAAAGAUCAAGGAGAAAGAAGAAUGCAACCAUUGGAGAAAACUCGGAAUCUGCAUCUGCAGGUCAAGGAUCAAGUGAAGUGAAAAGGGCUUUAUACCACUGCAACUAUUGCAACAAAGAUAUUACAGGGAAGAUCCGCGUAAAGUGUGCUGUCUGCACUGAUUUUGAUCUCUGUGCAGAGUGCUUUUCUGUUGGGGCUGAAGUGACACCUCAUAAAUGCAAUCAUCCUUACAAGAUUAUGGACGAUUUAUCUUUCCCCCUUUUAUGCCCAGAUUGGAGCGCAGAUGAUGAAAUGCUGCUUCUAGAGGGAAUCGAUAUGUAUGGCUUGAACGACUGGGCAGAGGUUGCUGAGCAUGUAGGAACAAAGAGUAAAGAAAGUUGUAGCGAACACUACACAAGUGUUUAUUUGAACUCACCAUACUUUCCUCUUCCAGACAUGUCGCGUGUUGGAAAAACUAGAAAGGAGCUUCUAGAUAUGGCUGAAGGACAUAGUGAGGAUAAUAAAGAUCCUCAAACAGACAGAAAUUUUGGGGGGAAGAAACCAAGCUCUAUGGGGAAUGAUAAUCUAAUAGAGUUGAGUGGUUAUAACCCCAAAAGACAAGAAUUUGAUCCUGAAUAUGACCAUGACGCUGAGCAGUUGCUGGCUGAGAUGGAAUUCAACGACACGGACACAGAAGAAGAGCGGGAGCUGAAGAUACGAGUGCUGCGUGCUUAUUCAAGGAGACUUGAUGAGCGGCAACGUAGAAAGGAUUUCAUAUUGCAAAGGGAUUUGCUGUAUGCAAAUCCUUUUGAGAAGGACUUGUCUCCUGAAGAGAUAGCAAUAUGUCGGAGUUAUGAUCCUUUCAUGCGUUUCCAUUCCAAGGAAGAGCAUGAAGAGCUACUUCGGACUUCUGUUGAACAGCACCGUACUUUGAAAAGGAUCCAAGAACUGAAAGAGGCUAAAGCUGCUGGCUGUCGUACAUCAGCUGAAGCGGACAGAUAUCUUGAACAGAGGAGGAAAAGAGACUCUGCAGAAAGCUCCCGGAGGGCAAAAGAAAGUACCGAGGUUGGAACAGGCGUUCAGGGAGGUCCAAAUGCAUUCAUUGCGUCGGAGUCAGUUGGCAAGGAUUCAAAUUGCAGACCUUCAGGACAGACUUCUUCAAGCCAUCAUAAUGAUCUGGAC